CGGCGCCCCUGUCAGUAGUACGAGUGUCCGUGCAGGACUGAGAGGGCACCGGGGUCAUUCCACCGCCAUGAACAUCACUGAGAGGGUCUCCACUCCCGUCAAAUGCCGGGUUCAUCUACAUGUUCACCUGGAAGGCUCGAUGCGCUCAUCGACGCUCUGGGACCUCAGAAGACAGAAGAACUUGCCGUUACCUGGAAAUGGCGCUUUGAAGGAUCUCGAAGAAACCUUAAAGAUAAACUCGCCGGGUGAUCUGGCGUUCUGCCUGGAGAAAUUCCAAUGGCUGCUGCCCGCACUUGAGGGGGACCUGGCCGCGAUCGAGCGCGUGGCGUUCGAGUUUGUCGAGGACGAGGCUGGUGGCGCGGUGCUGUACACGGAGCCGCGGUUCAGCCCGCGCCUGCUGGUGGGCGCCGGCGGCCAGGUGACGGCCCGCCAGGUGACGGAGGCGGCGCUGCGCGGCCUGGCGCGCGGUCAGCAACAGUUCGGCGUCACCGCCCGCCUCCUGCUCUGCUGCAUCAGGGGGAUGCCCGAGAACUACAUGGACACGCUGGACAUUUGCACAGAGUACCGCGACAAGGGCGUGGUGGGUAUGGACAUCGCAGGAGACGAGGCGAUGGCCGUGCCAAAGGACGGCGACGCCGCCAGCUGCAUACAAAGCUCAGCGGCAGAGUUGGCAGUGUUCCAGGAGGCGGCCCGGCGCGGGAUCCACCGCACUGUUCACGCCGGGGAGAUGGGCCCAGCCUUCAUGGUGCAGAUUGCGCUCGAUAAGAUGCACGCCGAGCGGAUCGGUCACGGCUACCACGUGCUGGAGGAUGAGGAGCUGUAUAGACGCUGUAUCAAGGAGCGCGUCCACUUCGAGUGCUGUCCCUCCUCCAGCUAUCACGCCGGACUAGUGCCGCUCACACAAACCAAACAUCCCAUUCAAAGGUUCUGUGAGGACGGAGCCAACUUUUCAGCGAAUUUGGAUGACACAAUCAUCUUCCAGUAUUCUUUCGAGGACGAACACACCCUUUUGCGUCGUAUGGGCUUCACCGAGGCUAACUUCGCCUCCAUGAACUUUAACGCAGCUAAAGCCUGCUUCCUACCUGAAGACGAGAAAAAGGAACUGCUGAAGACACUGCUCAAAGCUCAUGGUGUUCCUGACGUCAUGUAGCAUUACUUUACGUGUGCGUAAUUACCCAAUCUUCGGGCAACUCACAUAUUGUGAAUGGAAAAUGAAAUAAACUUUUAACAUGGGCUUUGAACGAAACAA
Amphibalanus amphitrite is the source of this 1249-nucleotide messenger RNA. RefSeq names its product adenosine deaminase-like. Gene Ontology annotation, cellular component: cytosol; external side of plasma membrane. Bases 68 to 1150 code for a protein of 360 amino acids. Lineage: Eukaryota; Metazoa; Arthropoda; Thecostraca; Balanomorpha; Balanidae. Gene Ontology annotation, biological process: negative regulation of adenosine receptor signaling pathway; hypoxanthine salvage; inosine biosynthetic process. The record is from RefSeq and is a predicted model, not a curated record. Gene Ontology annotation, molecular function: adenosine deaminase activity. The transcript is spliced from 9 exons.